This is a messenger RNA of Eruca vesicaria subsp. sativa (arugula), 870 nucleotides long. Lineage: Eukaryota; Viridiplantae; Streptophyta; Magnoliopsida; Brassicales; Brassicaceae. The record is from the annotation of a GenBank genome assembly.
AUGUGUUCAUCUUCUGCGUCUCGUAGAGGAGUCGUCAUGAUCAAGAACAAAAUGGGGAAUGAAGCUGAGAAGAAGUUUACUUGGGUUAUAAAGAAUUUCUCCUCUUUGGAAUCCAAAAGUGUUCAUUCUGAUAUAUUCGUGGUUGGUCGCUGCAAAUGGCGUCUUGGUGCCUUUCCGAGAGGAGUUGACAACGAUAGUUCUUGUUUGUCUCUGUAUUUGUUUGUUUCUAAUCAUAAUUUUUUGCCUUCUGGAUGGAGACGACACGCUAAAUUCUCCUUUACUGUUGUAAAUCAAAUUCCUGGAGAAGUCUCUCAACUGCGAGAAACCCAAUACUGGUUUGAUGAGAAGAAUAGUAUAUGGGGUUUUCCAUCGAUGAUUCAUCUUUUCGACCUUAAUGCUAGCAAUAGCGGGUUUCUUGUGAACGAUGAACUCAAGAUUAUUGCAGAGGUUGAUGUUCUUGAAGUUGUCGGUGAACUAGAUAUACAAGUGGUGACCACAGACAUCGUGGAUAUCAAUGGGUUUCAAGUGCUUGCUUCACAAGUAGAAGCUGUGAACAGUUUAUUUAAAAAGCAUCCAAACAUUGCAUCAAAUGUCCGUGCAGAGAAUCCACAUCUGAGAACAACGUACAUGAAUGUCCUACUAGGUUUGACUAAGAUUCUAUGCAAGUCCUCUAAGGAACUCUCCAACAGUGAUCUGUCUGAAGCAUAUUCUGCACUGGGAUUUGUGAUAAAAGCGGGGUUUAAGUUGGACUGGUUGGAGGAGGCAUUAAAAGAAGCUUGUGAGAUUCGGAUUCAAGAAAUUGAGGGAAAGUUGAAUGACUUGACUGAACAGCGUGCUGGCAUGGAUGCGCUUCUGAAUAGCUUAAAAUGA